UGGUUAGUCAAAUCACACAAGGUCCUUGGUGCGUAGCUACUUUUGUCUAGAACAUAUUUUACCAUAGCCCCUGAAGUGAGACUUGGGAAUCUCACUGGAAAGGAGGACGCUUUGCUCGGAACUUUUCCCAGUCGGACCCCGAAUGCCAUCUCUGGGAUUCCCCAGUGUCUGAUUUCCAGUGUUGGUGAUUUCCCAUCUGGUUGCCAGCAAAUCCCAAGGGUCCUCUGAGACUGAGUCUGGGUCAGAAUCUGACACCUGCUUGAAGGAUGAACUCCUGCAUCAUCGUAAUGAGGCUGCUGCUGUCCGGGCCUUAUCUCUUUGCCCUGGUCUCCAGCUACAACCUGGACGUGCGGCGUGUGCAAAAUCUGUCUUUCCCACACGCCGGGAGGCACUUUGGGUACCGUGUCCUGCAGGUUGGAAACCGGGUUGUUGUGGGAGCUCCAGGUGAGGGGAACAGCACAGGAAACCUCUAUCAGUGCCAGCCUGACACUGGAAACUGCCUGCCAGUGAACUUGAGUGGUUCCAACUAUACCUCUAAGUACUUGGGAAUGACCUUGGUGACAGACCCCACAUAUGGAAGCCUUUUGGCUUGUGACCCUGGGCUGUCUCGGACAUGUGACCAGAAUAUCUAUCUAAGUGGCCUGUGUUACCUCUUCCACCAGGAUAUGAAGGGUCCUGUGCUGCAAGGUCGUCCUGGUUACCAGGAAUGCCUAAAGGGCAACGUAGACCUGGUAUUUCUGUUUGACGGCUCAAUGAGCUUGCACCAAUACGAAUUUCAGAAAAUUGUGGACUUCAUGAAGGAUGUGAUGAAGAAACUCAGCAACUCUUCCUACCAGUUUGCUGCUGUUCAGUUUUCCACAACCUAUAAAACAGAAUUUAAUUUCUUGGAUUACGCGAAGCUGAAGGACCCUGACCUUCUGCUGGCCAACGUGAAACACAUGCGCCUGUUGACCAACACCUUUGGUGCCAUAAACUAUGUAGCGACCAAGGUAUUCCAGCAGGACCUUGGGGCCCGGCCAGAUGCCACCAGAGUGCUUAUCAUCAUCACUGAUGGGGAAGCUACUGACAGUGGCAACAUUGACGUGGCCAAAGACAUCAUCCGCUACAUCAUUGGGAUCGGAAAAUAUUUUGAGACCAAGAAAAGUCAGGAGACACUCCACAAAUUUGCCUCAACACCCACUAAAGACUUUGUAAAGAUUCUGGACACAUUUGAGAAGCUUAAAGAUCUAUUCACUGAGCUGCAAAAGAAGAUCUAUGUCAUUGAGGGCACAAGCAAACAUGACCUGACAUCCUUCGACAUGGAGCUGUCUUCCAGUGGGAUCAGCGCUGACCUCCACAAGGGCCGUGGCAUUGUGGGGACAGUUGGAGCCAAGGACUGGGCUGGGGGCUUUCUAGACCUGAAGGCAGACCUGCAGGAUGAUAUAUUUGUUGGGAAUGAGCCACUGACACAAGAAGUGAAAGAAGGGUAUUUGGGUUACACGGUGACCUGGCUGCCCUCCCGAGGUCUCAUGUCACUGUUGGCAGCUGGAGCCCCCCGAUUCCAGCAUGUAGGGCGGGUGCUAUUGUUUCAAGAGUCCAAGGACAAAAGACAAUGGAGCCAGAUCCAGGAGAUAAAUGGCACCCAGAUUGGCUCUUAUUUCGGUGGUGAGCUGUGUGGCGUUGACAUAGACCAGGAUGGGGACACAGAGCUGCUGCUGAUUGGAGCCCCCCUGUUCUAUGGGGAACAGAGAGGAGGCCGAGUGUUUAUCUACCAGAGAAAGCAGUGGGGGUUUGAAAGGAUCUCAGAGCUGCAGGGAGAUCCCGGCUACCCUCUUGGGCGAUUUGGAGCAGCCGUCACUGCCCUGACAGACAUCAACGGGGACAGGCUGACGGACGUGGCUGUGGGAGCCCCUCUGGAGGAGCAGGGGGCUGUAUACAUCUUCAACGGGCAGCGUGGUGGGCUGAGCAAACGGCGGAGUCAGCGGAUAGAAGGGAUCCAGGUGUUCCCAGGAAUUCGGUGGUUUGGACGCUCCAUCCACGGGGUGAAGGACCUCGGAGGGGACGGCCUGGCAGAUGUGGCUGUGGGGGCCGAGGGUCAGGUGAUGGUGCUGAGCUCCCGGCCUGUGGUGGAUAUCAUCACUCUGAUGUCCUUCUCCCCGGCUGAGAUCCCAGUGCAUGAAGUAGAGUGCUCCUAUUCAACCAGCAACAAGAAGAAGGAAGGAGUUAACAUCACAGUCUGUUUCCAGGUCAAGCCUCUCAUGUCCCAGUUCAAAGGACUCCUGGUUGCCAACCUCGCUUACACUCUGCAGCUGGAUGGCCAUCGGACGAGAAGCCGGGGAUUGUUUCCAGGAGGGAGACAUGAGCUCAGCAGGAACAUAGCUGUCACCCUAGUCAAGUCCUGCACUGAAUUCUGGUUCCACUUCCCGGUUUGCGUUCAAGACCUCAUCUCUCCCAUCAACGUCACCCUGAAUUUCUCUCUCUGGGAAGAAGAAGGGACAUUGAGAGACCAAAGGGCGGUAAGCAGAGAUCAGCUGGGGGAAUUGCAGGGUAAGGACAGACAGCCCAUCCUGAGACCCUCGCCACACUCAGAGACCAGGGAGAUCCCUUUUGAAAAGAACUGUGGAGAGGACAAGCAAUGUGAAGCAAACCUAGGGCUAUCCUUCCACCCUGCAAGAUCCAGAGUCCUCCGUCUAAGCCCCUCUGCCAGCCUCUCUAUGGAGCUGACACUGAACAACUCGGGAGAAGAUGCUUACUGGGUCCGGCUCAGCCUGAGUUUCCCCUGGGGACUCUCCUUCCGAAAAGUGGAGAUGCUCAAGCCCCAUAGCCAGAUACCUGUGAGCUGUGAGGAGCUUCCUGAGGAGCCCAAGCUUCUGACCAGGAGCCUCUCUUGCAAUGUGAGCUCUCCCAUCUUUAAAGCAGGCAGCUCGGUUGUUAUCCAAGUGAUGUUCCACACGCUGCUGAACAGCUCCUGGGGGGACUUUGCCAAGCUGCACGCCAAUGUGAGCUGUGACAAUGAGGACUCAGGCCUCCUGGAGGACAACUCGGCCACCACCAGCAUUCCAGUCCUGUAUCCCAUCAACAUCCUCACGGAGAACCAGGAGAACUCCACACUCUACAUCAGUUUCACCCCCAAGGGUACCAAGAUCCACCAGGUCAAGCACAUCUACCAGGUGAAGAUUCAGCCAUCUGAGCAUGACCAUAACAUGCCCACUCUGGAGGCUUUGAUUGGGGUUCCACCGCCUCACCGUGAGGGGCCCAUCACUCACACGUGGAGUGUGCAGAUGGAGCCUCCUGUCGACUGCCAGUAUGAGAAUCUGGAAAGGACACCCGGUGUGGCUGAGCAGCCUUGUUUGCCUGGAGCCCAGUUUCGCUGCCCAGUGGUCUUCAAGAAGGAGAUCCUCGUCCAAGUGAUGGGGACUGUGGAGCUGGUGGGGGAGAUCAAGGCCUCCUCUAUGGACAGCCUCUGCAGCUCCCUCUCCAUCUCCUUCAACAGCAGCAAGCACUUCCACCUCUACGGCAGCAACGCCUCCCUGGCCCAGGUCAUCAUGAAGGUUGACGUUGUUUAUGAGAAGGAUAUGCUGUACCUCUACGUGCUGAGCGGCAUCGGGGGGCUGUUGUUGCUGCUGCUGAUUUUCCUGGUUCUCUACAAGGUUGGCUUCUUCAAACGGAACCUGAAGGAGAAGAUGGAGGCUACGAUCGAUGCCUCCAAUGGAAUCCCUGGAGAAGACUCUGGGCAGCAGGAGUCUGAGAAGGAGGCCAUGGAUCCGAGCGGCCUGGAUCUCCUCCUCACGGAGAAGAACCAGGAUGGAGGUAGCACAGACUGAGGCCCAGGCCUGAUGCAGGGGGCCCAGGACUGGACUUGGGAUGUCUUGUAGCCAUCUGCCUUUACUUGCAUGUCACUCUGUGUCCUCUGGCAAGUCGCUGCCUCACCCUAGGCUCCAGUUUUUCUGUCUUGAACAUGGAGUUCAUUCCUACCUGCCUCCUUUGCAGGAUCAUGGUGAUUCACUGAGGGGUGGGCCAGGAAGGCUACCGAGGUGAGGCCUGGUAAUUUGGUGCUCCUGGCUUCUAUCAACCCCUCUUAGUUUCCUCCCCUGGAGGAGCAUGUCUGAUCUCAAUUUGAAGAAACUAUAGUCCCAGGACCCAGUGACAUUCCCGACCCUCACACCCACCUGUCCUUGGAGGUCCAUGGAGGUCCACAGAGGUCUCCAACUCCCAGAACUUGCCCUGCACUCUCUCCCGCAUGGAGUCCAGUCAGCUUUCCAUUCUGCUUCCUGAGAGCAGAUCUGCUACAUGUCACUCAUUGCUACUGCAGACCCCUUGCUCUUUAGCUAAAGACCAAAUUCCUUAACAUGCCCUACAAAAUCUGUGAAGUAUCCUUAAUGCAACACCAAUGCAAAACUGGGCCCUUUUGCCCUUCUGGCCUCCUGUAGAGAGAGACUUCCCACCUCCCUUCUAAGCUCCAGUUACACAGGCCUUUAUCACUUGCCAAGCUUUUUCUGCUCUCACUGCCUUCACCCAGAUAGCUCUCUCUGCCUAGAACAUCACCCUCCUUUUCCUAGCUAACUCUCUCAUCAGUCUCCAGGUCUCAGCUCAUGUAUCACUUUCUCAGGGCAGCCCCCUGACCCCGACUCAUUUGGGGUCUCAUAUAUGCAUGCAGACUAUUAUGCAAUUGUCUGUAUUAGCUGGGAUCAUAUUUGUUAAUUGUUAAAUAAUAUACUUAAUAUUCAUAUUUCAAAUCAAACAGUGAACUCCAUGGGUAGGGAUCAUACCUUGGGAACCCUAAUGAUAUCACAGAGCUAGACACAUAGUAGGUAAUUGACACAAUUUCAGUCAAUUAAUGAGAGAGCCAUGUGUGUGAUAAGAGGAACAAAUUUGGAUGGGCCCACAGCGGGCUCAGUCUUCCACAGGUGCCUGCCCCCUCGAUCCACAGCCCCGCCAGGACUCCAUCACACCCUCACUCUGGCCUCCACCAUGAGACUCUGAGCUCAUGUCCAUUCAUCUGGCUCCCACUGCCAAGCACACUGCCUGUGUAUAUUUACCCAAUAAAUGUGAAAUUCUGUCCAA
Messenger RNA from Phyllostomus hastatus (greater spear-nosed bat), 5043 nucleotides. RefSeq names its product integrin subunit alpha L (gene ITGAL). The transcript is spliced from 32 exons. Bases 267 to 3803 code for a protein of 1178 amino acids. The record is from RefSeq and is a predicted model, not a curated record. Gene Ontology annotation, molecular function: integrin binding. Lineage: Eukaryota; Metazoa; Chordata; Mammalia; Chiroptera; Phyllostomidae. Gene Ontology annotation, cellular component: integrin complex; external side of plasma membrane. Gene Ontology annotation, biological process: integrin-mediated signaling pathway; cell-matrix adhesion; cell-cell adhesion.